CAUGCGCACUACAACCCUUCAGUAAAACAGGCAGGCAGGGCCGUUUGUGUCAGGUUUGCUUGUAGCCUCGCUGUCAGCCGAAGUUGGGACACAGGGGGGAGUGUAUCGCUGCCGGCCGUCUGAAGGAAAGCUCCGUGGAAAAGCAGGCAAUGGAUAACUUUGAAGAUGAACUCACCUGCUCAGUCUGCUAUAAUAUUUUUGAUGACCCGCGAAUCCUUCCAUGUUCACACACGUUUUGCAGGAAUUGUCUUGAGAAAGUUAUACAUUCCUCAGGCAGUGGUCUGUGGAGGACAUCUGCUGCCUGGCUUAAAUGCCCAUCGUGCCGAAACACUUCAGAACUAACAAUGUCGGGAACUCUGGCCCUACCCAUAAACUUUGCAUUGAAAUCCAUUGUUGAAAAGUACAAAAGUGAAAACCACUUCAAAGCAGCCACCUGCCCCGAACACAACAAACAGCCCUUAAACCUAUUUUGUCUUAGAGAUAGAAAAUUAAUCUGUGGCCAGUGCCUUACCGUAGGGCAACACCAAGGGCAUGCAAUCGAUGAUCCAGAAAGUGCCUACUUAAAAGAGCGGCUGACUGCCUCGAAAUAUCUCCACAUUCUGACUGACAAACACUUCAUCGGCGUCUCCUUCGUCAUUGAGAAGUUAGAAGAACAAAUGAAUUAUUGUAAACAGAUUGUUUUGGAUGAUAAAAAGGAGGUGGUAAGUUGUUUCGAGCGGUUGAAUGAGACAUUGGAGCAGAAGAAGCAAGAUAUGCUGGCUGCUCUCAGUGAUCUCAAUCGACAGAUUGUCGAGGUGUAUGCUCCAAAGAUAGAGGAGAUGAAGCAGAUUCAAGAUGAAGAGUUAGAUCUCAUCUCUCUGAGCAGCUCCGUUCAGGAAGAGCCGUCCCCUCUGCUGUUCCUGGAAAGCCUUCACAACAUACGCAAAAGGAUGAAAGCUCUAAAGAAGCAGGAACUUGUCACUGUCCACCCAGUUGCAAUCUACCCUCGAGUCAGGCAGUUUCUAAAUAAUGAAUGGGCGAAAGCUAGACUUGGUGAAAUCAAUCUGGUGCCAACUCCAACAAUAAAUCUGUGCUUCGAAACACCCAAAAAAUCCCGAAUGCUUCAAGAUAAAUGGACAGUUCUUUGUAUUUUACUAAUAAUGACUUUAUUUUUUGUACUAAUGUUCGCUAUCUGGUUGUACGACACCAACACGUUAAAUUAUUUUGCUUCUAGGUACAUGUCGUACCUUUCUGAAAUCAUGGAUCCUGUUAGGAAGGGUUUGAGCAGCGCCACGUGUGCCAUUCGGGAAGCCGCACUGCACUGCUGGCAUCUUUCUGAAGUUUGGCUAUCACGUUUGUUGUGAGCGCAACUAAAUGAUUCUUUCUAAACACAUGCAACUGUAUGAAUGCAGGCUGCAUUUUGUUUUGUUUUUUAAACUAUAGAUACUCUUUAUAUAAUUUUAUAUAUAUAAUAUUAAAUAUAGUCCAA
Xenopus tropicalis (tropical clawed frog) is the source of this 1468-nucleotide messenger RNA. It is a transcript of the gene trim59, whose product is annotated as tripartite motif containing 59. Lineage: Eukaryota; Metazoa; Chordata; Amphibia; Anura; Pipidae. The transcript has 2 exons. Bases 150 to 1343 code for a protein of 397 amino acids. The record is from RefSeq and is a predicted model, not a curated record. Gene Ontology annotation, molecular function: zinc ion binding.